Messenger RNA from Glycine soja, 1129 nucleotides. RefSeq names its product ethylene-responsive transcription factor ERF017-like. Gene Ontology annotation, biological process: regulation of DNA-templated transcription. NCBI's taxonomy places the organism in Eukaryota, Viridiplantae, Streptophyta, Magnoliopsida, Fabales, Fabaceae. Gene Ontology annotation, molecular function: DNA-binding transcription factor activity; DNA binding. The transcript has a single exon. The record is from RefSeq and is a predicted model, not a curated record. The coding region runs from base 181 to 825 and encodes 214 amino acids.
AACUCUAUUCAGAAAACGCAGCCAAAACAGCAACAAACGACAGAGAUUCUUCCUCAACACAAUCGAAAAAAAAAAAGUUUCCGAUUCUAAAACCAGAACAACAAAAAAGUAAAACACACACGUCAUUUUAAAACAUUUCAUUUUUUUGUUUAUUUAUUUAAAGAGCGAGUGUUGUAACAAAUGGUGAAGCCGAAGAGCGUGGAGAAACCCGCAGAGGAACAACAACAACGAAGUGUUUCAUCGUACAGAGGAGUACGGAAGAGGAAGUGGGGGAAGUACGUGUCGGAAAUUAGGUUACCCAACAGCCGUCAAAGGAUUUGGUUGGGUUCCUAUGACAGCGCCGAGAAGGCGGCACGCGCGUUCGACGCUGCCAUGUUCUGCUUACGUGGCAGCGGCGCCAAAUUUAAUUUCCCGAGUGACCCACCCAACAUCGCCGGCGGGGGGAACAUGACCUCCUCCCAGAUUCAGAUCGCGGCGGCGCGUUUCGCCAAUUCGGAGCCCCGAAAUGAGCGUUCGGAUCAACCCGUGGAGUCUUUAACUUCGGAUGAGGAAACGGCAUCGUUUCCGGUCAUUUCGGAUACGGAUACAUCAUCUCCUCCUCUCUCAGACGUGACGUUCCAAAACGACGCCGAAUUAGUGACUGGGUCGUUCCCUGAUAUGUUUUCGGAUUUCGGGUCGGGCGAUUUUGUGCCCGAUUUCUCCGAUUUUCCGAGCUUCGACGAUUUCAGCCGGGACUUCUUCUUGCAUGAACUUCCGGGUUUCAAUUUCGGAGAAGAGAACUUGGAUGGAUUGAUAAUUCAGGACUCGUUCUUGUGGAAUUUCUAAGCGGGUCAGGGUUCGGAUAAUUUUAUUAUAUCCGAGCCCGAUAUCAGAAUCCGGAUCGGAUCCGGGUUUGGGUUGGGUCAAAUUUUGCGUGCCAAGCCCUCCAUGUGUUAGUAGUUAGUGAUGAUUAUAGUUUUUUUUUUUUAACGUACCAAGUAGUCAAAUGUUUCGAUUUUUUGGGAUGCGAAUCAUAAUUCAUUUAUUUGUCAUGACUUAUGUGAUUAAUUGUAAAGUCGUCUGCUGAAUGAUAGUGUAAUUUUUUUGGCCAUUCGUUCAAUUAUAAAAGGAUAAGAUAUUUUCGUCUGGA